AUGUCAGUUGUCAGCUAUGGUUGUCAGUGUGACAAUUACAGUUAAAUAUUAAUGGUUAUAAAUAUUUAAUCAUACUAACAAGAAAAAUUACAUUUAAUAAUGACAAGGCAUGCACGAAACUGUACUGCUGGUGCUGUGUAUACCUAUCACGAAAAAAAGAAAGAUGCUAAAGCUUCUGGCUAUGGUACCCAAAGUCAAAGAAUAGGCAAAGACUCUGUAAAAGAUUUCGAUUGUUGUUCAUUAUCUUUACAACCCUGUCGAAAUCCUGUAAUAACGAAAGAUGGUUAUUUGUUUGACAAAGAAGUUAUAUUGCAGUAUAUAAUUUCAAAGAAAGUUGAAUACAAUAAGAAACUUAAAGAAUAUGAGAAAUUAAAGAAAAAAGAGGAUGAAGAAAAUGAAGAAAAAUUGUUAACAGAGACAAAUAAUAAGGUGAAGCAGUUUUUUAAUACUGAAAACAACAUUAUUAGCAAACCUAUUAAUGGAUUCAAGGAAGAAAACAGACCUGUACCAUCAGUAUCAAAUAUGGCCAAUGGCAAAGAUAAAGAGUUACCUAGUUUUUGGAUUCCAUCAAAAACACCUAAUGCUCAAAAACCAAAGCUUGAGAAACCUGAUAGCACCAUUCUUUGUCCAAUUUCUGGAAGGCCAUUAAAAGCAAAGGACUUGAUUGAUGUCAAAUUUACAAAAGUGAAAGAUCCUGAUGACACAAAAUCAUUAAUUAUUAAAGAGAAUCGGUAUAUGUGCCCUAUUACCCAUGAUGUUUUAAGUAAUUCAGUUCCAUGUGCUAUACUACGACCCACGGGUGAUGUAGUUACUUUAGAGUGUAUUGAAAAGAUUAUUAAAAAAGACUGGACUCAUCCAUUGACAGGACAAAAAUUAAAAGAGAAGGACAUUAUUGUUAUGCAGAGAGGUGGCACAGGUUAUGCUCAAACAAAUCAAAAUUUGGAGGGAAAAUAUGAGAGACCGUCAUUGCAGGCGUAAAUUUUCGUCUUGAAAAUUGUAGGAAAGGUUUGUAUUGAAUUAUUUUGCAUAUAUGUGCACCUUAUUAAAUAUUGCUUUCGUGUGAGUUGUA
This is a messenger RNA of Agrilus planipennis (emerald ash borer), 1069 nucleotides long. RefSeq names its product nitric oxide synthase-interacting protein homolog. The coding region runs from base 100 to 978 and encodes 292 amino acids. The record is from RefSeq and is a predicted model, not a curated record. The transcript has 6 exons. Gene Ontology annotation, cellular component: nucleus. Lineage: Eukaryota; Metazoa; Arthropoda; Insecta; Coleoptera; Buprestidae. Gene Ontology annotation, molecular function: ubiquitin protein ligase activity.